Dissoconium aciculare CBS 342.82 is the source of this 969-nucleotide messenger RNA. RefSeq lists its product as uncharacterized. NCBI's taxonomy places the organism in Eukaryota, Fungi, Ascomycota, Dothideomycetes, Mycosphaerellales, Dissoconiaceae. The record is from RefSeq and is a predicted model, not a curated record. Bases 129 to 776 code for a protein of 215 amino acids. The transcript is spliced from 2 exons.
CCGUCUUGAAGAUGAGCACUGAUUGAUGCAAUAAUUGGCUAUGUGCUGUCUUCCCCGUCUCGAACCGUGCUUAUAACUUUUCGACCAAUAAUAGAUAAAGCCUUUGCACCAUUUCAUCGCUCCGAAACAUGCCUCACGCAAAUGGUGCUUCUAAUCGCAGUGAUGGACGAGAUCCACCCGACAGGUCAGAGCCGGCUCCGAUGAGCGGUACAAUCCCGCGCAGCACUGUGAUCAAGAACAGGAGAAAGACAUAUCUUGAUCGACAUGGCGACGAGUAUUUCAGGAACACCGAGCUAGAGCUCGAGGAUCCAUUGCUGUAUGACCGCUUCGUUCGGCGAUUUCAGACGUCUUCGGAUCGACAACAACAAAGCCUCCAACGCAGUAACGGGAGACCAACGGAUCUUACGGGAGAUAUCCUCGAAGCCAACCUCAUCCGAUCAGAGGCCAAACUCGAGGCCUUGAGAAACCCAGAUCCUAACAGUCCCAUCGUGUACCAAAGAGCUACAGAUGGGACUAUCGUGGCAUUCGAGCAGGACGAAGAUGAUCGCGCACUCGAUCGCGAGGCAGGCUGGGCGCGGUGGCUAGACAUCAUGGGACAAAGAUUUCUACGGGGAGAGGACCGCCAUUUCGAUUACACUUCUGUUGACGAAAAUGACGAGUACGAUGACCGUGGAACGCAGGACCGGGAGAGGCUGGAAGAAUGGCUUGACGGGGAGGAAGUGGAACAUCCGGCAGGUUAUGUUCCUACGGGCGAGACUGGGAUCCAAGAUUACUGAUCCUCAAUUGUAUCUUCACGCGGACACGCUGAGACUUGCGAUAAUAGGAGCCAUGGAUCUGACGCGUACCAUUACCACGUGUUGGGCCAACGCUUGUUUGAGAUGUGUGAGCUCUGUUCGAAUGGGACACAAGGUAAAUAGUGCAUCGAUAGAGUGCUUUGUUAUUAAUUCUGCGACAGCAUUUGGCAGGUCA